AGGACAUCAAAAAGGAUCAUCGCUGUCACUGCCAAGUGGUUUUUGUUUGUCCCAGAAUAGAGGUUAUGGCGCGAGGGCUAAUCCUAUUAUCUUCGCCAACUUUCACUGCAACUUCUGUAUUAGCUUCAUUCUCUAAAACCCCACCAAAAAGUUUUAAGCUUUCAUUAGGUUCCCAUCUUCUACACCAUCAUUCUCAUCCUCAACCUUGCUCUCUUCCAUUAACUUGUUGCUUCUGCGUGUCCUCUUCUCCUUCCCAAUGCCCAAUUGACAUGUCCAAAUAUAGAGAAGUAUUUUCCAGGCGAAUGGCCAUGGCUGGACUCAAACCCCAUCACCGAAUUGCUUUGGGAGUCUCAGGUGGCCCUGACAGUAUGGCACUAUGUGUGUUAACUGCUGGAUGGAAAAUUGGUGGUGGUGUUAAUGCUGUCAGCACUGAGAGUGGUGGUUUCAUAGAUGGGCUAUUGGCAAUAAUUGUUGAUCAUGGACUACGUUCUGAGAGCAAAGAGGAGGCCAACAUUGUUUCUCACCGUGUUUCUGAAAUGGGAAUCAGAUGUGAGAUUGCUCGCUGUGAUUGGCCAUGUGGUAGGCCCAAACAGGGUCAGUUGCAAGAAGCUGCUCGUGAAAUGAGGUACCAGAUCUUUCAAGAAGUUUGUGCCCAACAGAAGAUUGGGGUGUUGCUUAUUGCACAUCAUGCUGAUGAUCAGGCUGAGUUAUUUAUUUUAAGGCUUUCUCGAAAUAGUGGUGUGCUUGGACUUGCAGGCAUGCCUUUCACCUCCCAAAUUUUCCCUACUCAUACUCAUUCCUGCUGUAAAGUUCCAGCAAACCAUGGCAUCCUUCUUGUGCGACCUCUUCUGGAAUUUUCAAAGGAAGAUAUGUAUAAGAUAUGCCAAGGAGCUAGUGAGGAUUGGGUCGAAGACCCAACAAAUCAAAGCCCAUUAUUCACACGUAAUAGGAUACGAAUGACACUGAAUACUUUGUCAUCUUUUGCAUUCAAGUCUGAGCUCCAAAACAUUAUUUCUGCAUGUCGAAUAACACGGACAUACGUUGAUCAAGUUUGCUAUAGCUUGAUAUGUGAUGCUGUAAUUAUCAUGGAUCACGGAUAUGCCGUUAUUGAUUUACAGAUUCUCUGUCCUUUGAAAAUUGAGGACAUAUGCCUGAUGAAGUUUCUUUCCUUGAUCUUGCAGUUCAUCUCGCAAAGACAUAGGCAAAUCAGAGGUGGUGCUUUGAAAUUGCUAAUGGACUACAUUCGUACUUUUCCAUGCAAGAACUCUAUUACAGCAGCAGGUUGUUACCUUUGCCCGGAUCCUGGUUCUAGAGGGUCCAGAGUUCUGGUUUGCUGUUCCAUUGACUUUCCUUUGCCUUUAAAGAUGGAAUAUUUUGAGUCAUGCUCUUACAAAGAAUUGGAGAAUUGUGUUUCCGAUGAGUUGGAAAAAAUUAUAGAGGAUGAAAAAUCAUAUGCAAAUCGCUUGGUUCCAGAUGCAUCAAAUGUCCACUUUUUGGAUGUGAAUCCUGAGUUAGUUUUGACUGAAGCCAAAAGACUAAACAUAAUCAGUGAAUCAACCUACAGUAGUAUUCUUGUAUUGCAGAAGGAAGAAACCACUCGCUUCAGGUCUAAAGCUGAGGCCAUUUCUGACUCUGCAUCAAAGCAUGGAGUUAAAAUUGUUAACACUUCUGGCGAAUCACUUCAGCCAGGGAAGUUCUGUUACUUCAUGGAUCGAUUUAUUCUCACAUGGAAGUUGAACAAUAAAAUUGAUAGAGAUGCACUUUCUUAUUUAGUUGAUUAUGACAUGGAUUUGUGUGGGGAAGGCUGGAGCUUUUGUUGUACUUGUGUAGUUGGUCAUAAUGAAGUACUUGAAGUGCGGCACAUGAUUGAAUCUGACUGGCUGUAUCUUGCUGAGUUAUCAAAACAUCCACUUCCCCAAAACUUCCCAGAAAACGGGGUUUUAUCAGUGAGCGGAACGAAGCAGAUGAUGGAGAAAACAGCUCCAUGUUUGCACUAUGCCAGUUUAUCAGCAAAAAAAGCUCUCCUGUUGUUAAAAUCUAUCCCAGUUGCUGCAAGGAGAAGCCUGCCAGUUCUGAUCAAUCAACAAGGACAAUUACUAAGCAUUCCAAGUGUUAAUUUCAGGCAUUGCCCCUGCUUGAUGGUGCAUGUGGAAUUUAAGCCAAAAAUACCACUUGGGGGAGGUCAUAGCUCAUUCAUAUAGCAGAAUAGUGACAUGACACUAAACAUCAUGAUUGCAAGAAUAUUUUGGCUGUUGGUUCCCCAGUUUGAAAUGAGAGAACUUGCUAUAACCAUCCUUGACCCCUGCAAAUUUCAUGUCAAAAUGGAACUGCAUCCAUGCUGUGACCACCCACCAGCCACAAUCUGCUUCUUACUAAACAAAGUUCAACUUCCACUGCCAGACCUGGCACAAGUUUCAAGUCA
Gastrolobium bilobum is the source of this 2422-nucleotide messenger RNA. RefSeq lists its product as uncharacterized. The transcript is spliced from 11 exons. NCBI's taxonomy places the organism in Eukaryota, Viridiplantae, Streptophyta, Magnoliopsida, Fabales, Fabaceae. Gene Ontology annotation, molecular function: ligase activity, forming carbon-nitrogen bonds; ATP binding. Bases 66 to 2201 code for a protein of 711 amino acids. The record is from RefSeq and is a predicted model, not a curated record. Gene Ontology annotation, biological process: tRNA processing.